AUGAGCCUCUGCCUGAGCGCAGUGGCAGCGAUGGCAUUGUGGCAGUUCGUGGCACCGGUGUUCGUGCAGCCCAAGAGCAACAGGGGCCUGGAGGCAGCCGCGCCGGCGGCCAUGGGCGCUCUCGUCUCCAUGGCCUCGUCUUUGCCUGCUGAGGCAACGGUCCCGGCCAAGGGGCCCCUCUACGGCACGGAGCUGUGCACCAAGCCCCUGAUCUACGUCAUCUACCCUCUGUGCGAGCCGGUCUUCCUGGUGUGCCCUCUCUACAACUUCCCGCUGGUCCUGGGCUUCUUCGCAGCCCUCGUCACAGUGAUCAACCUGAUCCUGCCCGAGACCCAGCCCGACGAGGAUGGUGAUCAUACUGUACAAGACAAAGGCGUCUUGGAAAGUUUUGUGGCAGUCAUGGCCCGCCGUGGACGCAGCCUCGUGAUGAGCCUCUGCCUGAGCGCAGUGGCAGCGAUGGCAUUGUGGCAGUUCGUGGCACCGGUGUUCGUGCAGCCCAAGAGCAACAGGGGCCUGGAGGCAGCCGCGCCGGCGGCCAUGGGCGCUCUCGUCUCCAUGGCCUCGUCUUUGCCUGCUGAGGCAACGGUCCCGGCCAAGGGGCCCCUCUACGGCACGGAGCUGUGCACCAAGCCCCUGAUCUACGUCAUCUACCCUCUGUGCGAGCCGGUCUUCCUGGUGUGCCCUCUCUACAACUUCCCGCUGGUCCUGGGCUUCUUCGCAGCCCUCGUCACAGUGAUCAACCUGAUCCUGCCCGAGGUGAAAACAAGCAUCAUGGCCCGCCGUGGACGCAGUCUUGUGAUGAGCCUCUGCCUGAGCGCAGUAGCAGUACUGGCAUUGUGGCAGUUCAUGGCACCGGGAUUCGUGCAGCCCAAGAGCAACAGGGGCCUGGAGGCAGCCGCGCCGGCGGCCAUGGGCGCUCUCGUCUCCAUGGCCUCGUCUUUGCCUGCCGAGGCAACGGUCCCGGCCAAGGGCCCCCUGUACGGCACGGAGCUGUGCACCAAGCCCCUGAUCUACGUCAUCUACCCUCUGUGCGAGCCGGUCUUCCUGGUGUGCCCUCUCUACAACUUCCCGCUGGUCCUGGGCUUCUUCGCAGCCCUCGUCACAGUGAUCAACCUGAUCCUGCCCGAGACCCAGCCCGACGAGAAAGUAAACAUGGCCCGCCGUGGACGCAGCCUCGUGAUGAGCCUCUGCCUGAGCGCAGUGGCAGCGAUGGCAUUGUGGCAGUUCGUGGCACCGGUGUUCGUGCAGCCCAAGAGCAACAGGGGCCUGGAGGCAGCCGCGCCGGCGGCCAUGGGCGCUCUCGUCUCCAUGGCCUCGUCUUUGCCUGCUGAGGCAACGGUCCCGGCCAAGGGGCCCCUCUACGGCACGGAGCUGUGCACCAAGCCCCUGAUCUACGUCAUCUACCCUCUGUGUGAGCCGGUCUUCCUGGUGUGCCCUCUCUACAACUUCCCGCUGGUCUUGGGCUUCUUCGCAGCCCUCGUCACAGUGAUCAACCUGAUCCUGCCCGAGACCCAGCCCGACGAGGACCUGAGGGUCGGCUGA
Molecule: messenger RNA, 1542 nt
Organism: Symbiodinium natans
Lineage: Eukaryota; Dinophyceae; Suessiales; Symbiodiniaceae
Source: the annotation of a GenBank genome assembly